AUGAAUAUUUCAAAUUACUUCUGUAAUUAAUGUUAAUUUCCAUGUGCUACUUGCUAAACAUCAAUUAAUAUUUGUUUAACAUGUGCUUCAACAUACACUAUAGAUUCAAGUACUCAUACAUGUUCAUGUUAAAAUAAUCAAUUUGAGGUAAAUAGUACACCUAAAAGAUGUCAAAAUUGUUCAAGUCUAUGUUAGACUUGUACAGUAUCUGCAAAUAAUUGUAGUUCUUGUGUGGAGAAUUAAAAAGAAAUCUAGAUAAUAGCUAAUAUAUCUGUGAUAAUGGGUAUUAUGAAAACACUACUUGUUAACCAUGUUAAUUACCAUGCAUUAACUGUACUUCAUUAUCAGUUAGUAUUUCAUGUAAUGAUUCGACUUAUCAAUCUGGAACAACUUGUCAAUGUCAACCAACUUAUUUUAUGA
This is a messenger RNA of Paramecium sonneborni, 420 nucleotides long. The record is from the annotation of a GenBank genome assembly. Lineage: Eukaryota; Ciliophora; Oligohymenophorea; Peniculida; Parameciidae.